Indicator indicator is the source of this 1891-nucleotide messenger RNA. RefSeq names its product PBX homeobox interacting protein 1 (gene PBXIP1). The transcript has 10 exons. The record is from RefSeq and is a predicted model, not a curated record. Bases 1 to 1821 code for a protein of 606 amino acids. Lineage: Eukaryota; Metazoa; Chordata; Aves; Piciformes; Indicatoridae.
AUGGCGGAGAAAUCGACGUCCCGGGACUCGGACAGCAGCUGGGUGCUGGCGGGCAGCGAGGGUCUGCAGGUCGACACGGUGGGUCCAGAGCUGGAUUCAGCCUCCCACGGGGCUGAGAAUGAGGAUCUGGAGAAGGAGGAAACUGCCAGCCCUGGCCAGACCGAGUGCCUCGAGGGCAGCAAGCAGGAGGACCUGGACCCCAGGACUGGGGCAGUGCCCACCUUGGAUGGCUCCGUGGAGCCCUCUGUGCCCGACAGUGGGGAGCAGGAGGAGCCCCACACUGAGGUUGAACCAAGUCCCUGCCCUGACACCCCCAAAGCUGGGCCACCAGCAGAGGAGGAAAGCUGCAGCAGCAGUGAUGAUGACCUGGAGGGGCUGCGGCGGAGGCAGGGCCAUGAGCCUCGUCCUGGGCCCCCCCUUCCCACACCUGCCCUGCACCGGGAGGCACCGGACACCGGUGACGUGGAAGGGCUCAGCAUGAGCAAGUACCUGCUGGGUGCCUUGGCGCUGGUGGCUGUGGGGCUGCUGGUUGUCUCUGGUGGCAUCUAUGACCCAGCAGAUGGUCCCUUGGAGGGUGUGGUGAGCCGGGACGUGGUGAUGGGGGAGCAGGAGUCACCAGUGCCUGCUGACAGCAACGACUCCCACCAGAAGCCCCCCGUGUCGGACACCAGGGACCCCCAGAGCCUGCAGUCUGUGAGCUUGCUCCUGGACAAGCUGGCCAAGGAGAACCAGGAGAUCCGCCUGAUGCAGGCAGAGCUGCAGGCCCACAAAGAAGAACUUCAGGCCCUGCUGCAGAAGAGUGAGGGCGCAGCAGCGGCGGCCGGGGCGCAGCAGCAGAGCCUGGCCGCAGAGAACCAGCGGCUGCAGGCAGCUCUGGAGCAGGAGGCUGCUGCGCUCCGUGAUGCCCGAGCCGAGCUGCAGCGCCUGCGGGCUGUGGGGGAGCUGGGCGGCCCCGGGGCCAAGCAACCGGCGGCAGAGCAGCCCCCCGGCACGGGGGCCCCGUCCCGUGGCGAGAACGCGGCGCGGCAGGAGGCGGCCCGGCGGCACGGCUGGGUGGCUUCGGUGCAGCAGGAGCUGGCGAGUGUCCUGGAGCGGGCGCGGCGCCCCGGGGGGCUUGAGGGACUCGUGGAGGAGCUGAGUGCCCUGGAGCAGCGCCUGGGUCAGGAGCUGGAGGCCGAACCUUUCCCCGGGUCCUGGAAGAAGCCGUUCAAGGCGGAGAAGAAGGAGAGCAAACGGUACAAGCGGCACGGUGCCGGCCCUCCGCCCCACGAGCGGGAGAGGAGGGAGCAAGGCAAACCCCAUGGGCACGGGAAGGAGCCCCGACCCCCCCGGGAGCAUAAGCAGGGCAAAUCCUGGGGGAAGUCAUCCCACAGCCCUCCCCAGCGCGGUCCCCGAGAGCUGCCCCUGUUCAGCCAGUACCGGGCACCUCAGGGCUGCUCGGGGGUGGCCGACUGCGCCCGCAAAGAGGGCCGGGAGGUUCUGGGGGUUGCGCUGGAGCCGGUGCGGAAGGCGGAGUUCCUGCGGCUGCUGGAGGGCUUCAUGGGGAGGCUGGGCUGGGGGAAACACUUCGAGGGGCUGGCGGCGCGGCUGGACGGCGCCUUCGGGGCCGAUGGCAGCUUCGCCCACGACCGCCUGCGCUUCGUUGACUUCGUGGAUGAUGUGGAGGAGUUGCUGGAGGAGGUGGCGCGGCAGGAGCGAGGCGACGAAGAGGCUGCCGAUGACUUUGAGGAGUUCGUGCUGCGGCACUACGCGGGGGACAGUAGCACCUCCAGGAAGGAGUGGGACCGGAGAGCCCCGCGGCAGCACGGGACAAGGGGGUAGAGCCAAGGGGCAGAGCUGUAGUUUGUCAGGGCAGCUGCCCCACCACAGCCUUCAUCCAGCACCCUCCAAG